Molecule: messenger RNA, 1377 nt
Organism: Cygnus atratus (black swan)
Lineage: Eukaryota; Metazoa; Chordata; Aves; Anseriformes; Anatidae
Gene: UNC93A
Product: unc-93 homolog A
Exons: 8
Coding region: 1-1377 (458 amino acids)
Source: RefSeq, a predicted model, not a curated record
AUGGAAAGGAAUCUUAAGAACGUUUUGGUCAUUUCUUUUGGAUUUUUACUUCUCUUCACUGCUUAUGGAGGGCUCCAGAGUCUGCAGAGCAGUCUCAACUCAGAGGAAGGCCUGGGUGUUGCUUCCCUAAGUGUUCUCUAUGCUGCUCUUAUCAUCUCGUCCAUGUUUCUCCCUCCAGUCCUCAUCAAGAAGCUGGGUUGCAAGUGGACCAUCGCAGGCUCUAUGUGCUGCUACAUUGCCUUCUCCUUGGGGAACUUCUAUGCUAGCUGGUACACACUAAUCCCUACCUCUGUGAUCCUGGGCUUAGGAGGAGCACCACUCUGGUCUGCCAAAUGCACUUACCUCACCAUUGCUGGCAAUUCAUAUGCUGAGAAAGCAGGAAAAAAUGGGAAAGACAUUAUCAACCAAUACUUUGGGGUCUUCUUUCUGAUAUUUCAGUCCUCUGGAAUCUGGGGAAAUCUUAUCUCAUCCCUGAUAUUUAGCCAGUCUUCCAACAAAGUGGAAAUCUCAGAAGAAAGCCUAGCGUGCUGCGGAGCACAUGAUUGCAUGAGCGAGACCACUAACACCACUGCGUCAGCAGGACCCUCCGAGUCCUUAAAAUACACUCUGCUAGGGAUCUACACCGCUAGUGGUGUGCUAGCUGUGUUGCUGAUUGUUAUAUUUCUGGACCAGAUCAAAUCUGACCAAGCAGAGACUGAGAAAGAAAUACAAAAGACACCAUCCCUUUGGUCUACGUUCCUAGCAACUUUCCAGCACCUUAAAGAUAAAAGACAAUGCCUUCUAAUCCCUCUGACAAUGUACAGUGGGUUUGAACAGGGAUUUCUUGCUGGUGACUACACAAAGACAUAUGUGACCUGUGCCCUGGGGAUACACUAUGUUGGUUACGUGAUGAUCUGCUUUUCAGCUGUGAAUUCCCUCUGCUCUCUGCUCUUUGGAAAGAUCUCUCAGUUCACGGGUAGAAAACUCCUUUUUGCAUUAGCCACAGUUACAAACAUUGCCUGCAUAAUAGCACUACUGCUGUGGAAACCUCAUCCUAACCAGCUUGUUGUGUUCUUCAUAUUCCCUGCUCUUUGGGGCAUAUCUGAUGCCAUUUGGCAGACACAAACUAAUGGACUCUAUGGUGUUUUAUUUGAGAAACACAAGGAGGCUGCCUUUGCAAAUUACCGUCUCUGGGAAUCAUGUGGAUUUGUUAUUGCCUUUGGUUACAGCACCACAUUGCAAGUCUACAUCAAACUAUACAUUUUACUGGCUGUGCUUGUGUUGUCUAUGGUCACAUAUGGAGUGGUUGAAUACAUGGAAGUUAAGAGCUCCCCUGGGACACCUGCUGCUACAAAAAAGGAAAAUGUAGGACCUCACACCCAGGAAACAACUAUGUAA